AUGGGCGUGGCCAACCGUGGCGGCGCCGCAGCCCUCCCCGGAGCUGGCCGCUGUCCGCCGCUCGCUGCACUCGGCCUUGGACCUCGAGGCGCCCCUUGGCGGCAAGCUGCUGUUCACGCCGCCGCCGGGCCCGUGCGGCGCCAGCGCCGCCGCCAGCGAGCCCCGGGCGAGCCCCGGGCGGCCGGCCUGCGGCGCC
Molecule: messenger RNA, 196 nt
Organism: Prorocentrum cordatum
Lineage: Eukaryota; Dinophyceae; Prorocentrales; Prorocentraceae
Source: the annotation of a GenBank genome assembly